AAGCCCAGAGCACAGUUUCAGUUUUGACAGCAGUCACCAGUGCCUUCCUGGAAGCUUCUAGAAGGGCAGGGGCGCAUACUGGCUGGCAGGCUGUGCCCGAAACUGGAUCACCUGGAGAGAAGGAAGUAUUAAAUCAUCUCAUACAAGAAGAAGUCAACCUUAAUGGCACAACCCCCUUGGAAGCCACAAGCAAUGAGGCUUUCCUUGCUCACCCUCUUGGUAACUGUCUUCUCAGGGGUCGCCACAAAAAGCCCCAUAUUUGGUCCCCAGGAUGUGAGUAGUAUAGAAGGUAACUCGGUUUCCAUCACGUGCUACUACCCAGACACCUCUGUCAACCGGCACACCCGGAAAUACUGGUGCCGACAAGGAGCCAGCGGCUUGUGCACAACCCUCAUCUCUUCAAAUGGCUACCUCUCCAAGGAGUAUUCAGGCAGAGCCAACCUCAUCAACUUCCCAGAGAACAGCACAUUUGUGAUUAACAUUGCACACCUCACCCAGGAUGACACUGGGAGUUACAAGUGUGGUCUGGGUACCACUAACCGAGGCCUGUCCUUCGAUGUCAGCCUGGAGGUCAGCCAGGUUCCUGAGGUCCCAAUUGACACCCAUGUCUACACAAAGGACAUAGGCAGAAAUGUGACCAUUGAAUGCCCUUUUGAAAUGAAGAAUGCUCCUAGCAAGAAAUCCCUGUGUAAGAUGACAGACCAGACCUGUGAACUUAUCAUUGACUCUACUGGGUACAUUAACCCCAGCUAUGAGGGCAGAGCAAAACUUUUUACGAAAGGGACCAACCUAAAAGUAUUUUAUGUCGAUAUUAGUCACCUACUGCAUAGUGAUGCUGGGCUGUAUGUUUGCCAAGCUGGAGAAGGUUCUAGUGCUGAUAAAAAGAAUGUUGACAUCCAGGUGCUGGAGCCUGAGCCAGUCCUGCUUUAUAAAGACCUGAGGUCCUCAGUGACUUUUGAAUGUGACCUGGGUCGUGAGGUGAAAGACGUGGCCAAAUACCUGUGCCGGAUGAACAAGGAAACCUGUGACAUGAUCAUCAAUACCCUUGGGGCGAGGGAUCCAGCUUUUGAAGGCAGGAUCCUGCUAACCCCCAGGGAUGACAAUGGCCGUUUCAGUGUGUUGAUCACAGGCCUGAAGAAGGAGGAUGCAGGGCACUACCGGUGUGGAGCCACCAGUUCUGGUUUGCCUCAAGAAGGCUGGCCCAUCCAGACUUGGCAACUCUUUGUCAAUGAAGAGUCCACAAUUCCCAACAGUCGCACUGUGGUGAAGGGCUUCACAGGAGGCUCUGUGGCCAUCAUCUGCCCCUAUAAUCCCAAGGAAAGCAGCAGCCUCAAGUACUGGUGUCACUGGGAAACAGACGGACGCUGCCCGGUGCUUGUGGGGACCCAGGACCUGGUACAAGAAGGGUAUGAAGGCCGGCUGGCACUGUUCGAUCAGCCAGGCAAUGGCACCUACACUGUCAUCCUCAACCAACUCACCACCCAGGAUACUGGCUUCUACUGGUGUCUUACCAAUGGUGACUCUCGCUGGAGAACCACAAUAGAACUCCAGGUUACUGAAGCAACAAGGGAGCCAAACCUUGAGGUGACACCACAGAACGCGAUUGCGGUGAUAGGAGAGACCCUCACAAUCUCCUGCCACUAUCCAUGCAAAUACUACUCCCAGGAGAAAUACUGGUGCAAAUGGAGCAAUGCAGGCUGCCACAUCCUGCCUAGCCACGACGAAAGUGCCCGCCAGGCCUCUAUGAGCUGCGACCAGAGCAGCCAGCUCAUCUCUAUGACCCUGAACCCAGUCAGUAAGGAAGAUGAAGGCUGGUACUGGUGUGGGGUAAAACAAGGCCAGGCCUAUGGAGAAACUACAGCCAUCUAUGUAGCAGUUGAAGAGAGGACCAGAGGGUCACCCCACAUCAACCCAACAGAUGCAAAUGCACCUGCAAAAGUUGCUCCGGAAGAAGAGGUAGUGGAAUCUUCUGUCAGUGAGAAUGAGAACAAAGCCAUUCUGAACCCCAGGCUUUUUGCAGACCAAAGAGAGAUAGACAAUGUGGGAGACCAAGCUCAGGAGAACAGAGCAUCUGGGGAUGCUGGCAGUGCUGAAGGACAAAGCGGGAGCUCCAAAGUGCUAUUCGCCACUCUGGUGCCCCUGGGUCUGGUGCUAGCAGUGGGUGCUGUGGCUGUGUGGGUGGCCAGAGUCCGACAUCGGAAGAAUGUAGAUCGCAUGUCAAUCAGCAGCUACCGGACAGACAUUAGCAUGGCAGACUUCAAGAACUCCAGGGAUUUGGGAGGCAAUGACAAUAUGGGGGCCUCUCCAGACACACAGGAAACAGUCAUCGAAAGAAAAGAUGAAGUCGUGACUACCACUGAGUGCACUGCUGAGCCAGAAGAAUCCAAGAAAGCGAAAAGGUCAUCCAAGGAGGAAGCUGACAUGGCCUACUCAGCCUUCCUGCUUCAGUCCAGCACCAUAGCUGCGCAGGUCCACGAUGGUCCCCAGGAAGCCUAGGCAGUGCUGACCACCCACCCCUGCCUGUGA
Messenger RNA from Grammomys surdaster, 2526 nucleotides. It is a transcript of the gene Pigr, whose product is annotated as polymeric immunoglobulin receptor. The transcript has 11 exons. Bases 163 to 2496 code for a protein of 777 amino acids. The record is from RefSeq and is a predicted model, not a curated record. Gene Ontology annotation, molecular function: transmembrane signaling receptor activity. Gene Ontology annotation, cellular component: plasma membrane. Lineage: Eukaryota; Metazoa; Chordata; Mammalia; Rodentia; Muridae.